CAAAAGAGUGAAGACUUUAAAAAAAUUUUAAUUUUCUAUCAUAAAAUCACUCAAAAAAAUCAAAAAUUUAUGAAUUAAACCCCAAAAAAUGACGAUACAGGACGUCAACGUGUUCCUGGACAUUGAUUUCCUCACAAAACAAGUUCGAGAAGCCCGAAUUGUUGAAAAACCUGUUGGACUUUCAAAGAUUUUUGUGGAUUUCGGAGAAAACUUAGUCGGCAAAUGCUCUUCUUGUACCAACAACUUCCAAAUUUGCAUUUACGGAACCCCAAAUUCUCCUGUGACGACUGAAUUUGAUGAGAUUUUGGAACCAACUAUCGUUAAAAUUGAAGAAAAUGACACUUUUAAGCUAUUUUUCGAUGAAUCUCAGGAAGAAAGUGUUCCAACAAAAAAUCAGGAGACCUUGGAAGAGCCAGAAAAUAAAAAUUGGGAAUGUAAAUUUUGUGGAAAAGGCUUGAAAAACGUUCAAGGACUUGCGAUGCACGAGAAAUUUUGUAAAAUUAACAGAAAUCGGCAGGAAAAAAAGAGUUCAAAGGGAAAUGCGGUUGAAAAAAAGGCAGAAAAUGUCGAAAUUAAGGAAAAAACUGAUGAAUUAAAGGAAAAAGACACGAUUUCGAAACGGAAAUUCGCUUGUAAAUACUGCCAACGAGUCUUCAAGCGAUUUAGUAUCGCGCGCCGGCACGAACAAACCCUUCACGAGCGUCAGAUAAAUUUCACUUGCGAGACUUGUGGUUGGGGAACGUGGUGCGAACGUGAAUUAGAGUUGCACAAAAUAAAAGUUCACACGGGAAAUCCUCGUCCUUUCAUCUGCGACAUUUGUACGACGCGAAAUACGUUUCCCUCGAAAGCCACCGUCGUUUAUCACAUGCGAGUGCAUCACAUCAAAGACGCGAAAUUCAAGUGCGACACUUGCCGAAAGCGAUUUACGUGCAAAACGCAUCUCGGGCAACACAUUCAAACGGUUCAUUCGAGUUUGCGGCCAUUUCCGUGCCCCGAUUGCGGAAAACUCUUCAAACAACAGUCCGACGUGAAAAUUCAUCGGUACAAAAUUCACGUGCCCAAAGAGCGAAAACCCCAAAUUAUGUGCAAUGUGUGCGAUUUUGUGACGCACGACAAACACAGCUUUGCGCGCCACAAAUUGCUUCAUCUCGACGACGCCGAAAAACCCUUUCAUUGUAAAUUUUGCGGCAAAGGAUUUCCCUCGAAGUCAAAUCAGGAGCGACAUGAAAAGACGCAUCUCGAUAUUAGGCCGUUCACGUGUUCGUUUUGCGAGAAGGCUUUUCGCACGAAGGAAGAUCUGAAAAUUCACGUGAGACAUCACACGGGCGAGAAACCGUACGAAUGCGAGGUUUGUGGGCAGCGGUAUGGAGAUCGGGGAUGUUAUCGAUCGCAUUUGAUUGGGCAUGAGAAGCAAAUGGGAAUUACAUUGGAUAAAAGUGUCAAGAAAUUUUUGAAUAAACCGAAGGUCGUUGAUGAUUUGUGAAAGUUAAAAUUGAAUUUUUAUUUUUUU
Molecule: messenger RNA, 1510 nt
Organism: Culicoides brevitarsis
Lineage: Eukaryota; Metazoa; Arthropoda; Insecta; Diptera; Ceratopogonidae
Product: zinc finger protein OZF-like
Exons: 1
Coding region: 89-1483 (464 amino acids)
Biological process (GO): regulation of transcription by RNA polymerase II
Molecular function (GO): DNA-binding transcription factor activity; RNA polymerase II cis-regulatory region sequence-specific DNA binding
Source: RefSeq, a predicted model, not a curated record